GAAUAUUUACUGUUCGCACCCAAAUCCACGACGUGCAAUAGGGCAAGAUUCAAUGGUCCUACGAAUCCUGCUCCGUCUAUGUGUGAUUAAAUAAUAGCUUUUUGCAAUGACGGUGCACCGGGAUCAGUUCUACCACUAAUGCCAAUAGUGGGAAUCCUCAGGUGGCAUCUGCGGGUUGCGCCUGUGUUAACAGCAAUCUGAAAUGACUUCACAUAUGAAGUGCCUUGCCUUUGACUACAAAAGGUACCACAAGUCCUUCCGGUUGUUCCUCGAGUUGUCGUCGGAGCAUCAAGCUAUGAGUAAAUUCUUUCAUGAGAGCCUUCCUGACAUCCUCACACGCAUUGGGGAGGGUAAAGCUACCUUUGAUGUCAUUUCAGUGGGGACUGGUACAGGAGAGGUGGACCUGGAGAUACUUUCACAGCUGCGUAAGGUUUUACCAGAUGGGAAGGUGGACUGUGACAUGGUGGAACCCAGUGAGCCGAUGCUGGAGAAAUGCAAGGAACUUGUGUCAAGAACUCCCAACUUGGACAAUGUAAACUUCACGUGGAAUCAGAUGACUGCCUCUGAGUUUGAGAAGCACUGGAGAGGCAGACAGUCAGAGAAGAAAUUAGACUUCAUUCAUAUGAUUCAGAUGCUGUAUUAUGUCACUGAUACUGCCGCUACUAUCUCGUUUUUCCGGAGUCUCUUAAAUGAAAAUGGAAAACUCCUCAUCAUACUUGUUGCUGGAGAGAGCAGUUGGGGCAAACUAUGGAACACUUAUAAGAAAGAGUUAUGUUGCACUGAAAUGACCCAAUGCGUCACAACGGCAGAUAUCAAGUACUACCUCACUGCUGAAGGAAUCAGCUUUGAAGCCUUUGUGUUGCCUUCGACGAUGGACAUCACAGACUGCUUUAUCCCUGGUGACGAGAAGGGGGAACUGCUACUAGACUUUCUCACUGAGGUGCUGGAUUUCAGCCACACUGCACCUCCAGAGCUGAAAGCCAGUGUGAUGAGCUUCCUGCGUAGCCCUGACUGCAGCAGUCAGGUGAACGGAAGGAUCAUAUUCAAUAACAAUCUGGAGGCUUUGGUUUUAGACCCAUAAGAUGCAUAGCAGUUCACCAAAUGCUCGUUGCUUCUUAAUGCGGUUUUCAGUAUAUAUGAAAGUGAGAUUUUUCUUAGGUAUGGUUUUGUCUUGUAUAGCUGUUUCCAUCAGAUUUAAAACAAAAAACACUAUUUUUCCCUGAACCUCCUACAUCUUGAACAAUCACUGAAACUGUAGGAAUGUCAACGAGAAAGAUAUUAACAAUGAAUAAUUCCGUUUUUCACUAAUCUUGUCUGUGUGUCUAUUGAAUAAUCAAUAAAUUUUCUAACAAAGAUAAAAUACAACCAUAUAUGUUCCCCUAAAUCUUAAAUUUAAUCAUAUCAUUUGAGAAAAUGUACAGAGUGGCCAUUAUUUUGCGUAUGAAUCAUACAAAUACUGUUUGUAGUUCAUACUAAAUACAUCUUCUAUUGCUCUGC
Messenger RNA from Brienomyrus brachyistius, 1497 nucleotides. RefSeq names its product histamine N-methyltransferase-like. Lineage: Eukaryota; Metazoa; Chordata; Actinopteri; Osteoglossiformes; Mormyridae. Gene Ontology annotation, molecular function: N-methyltransferase activity. Bases 203 to 1081 code for a protein of 292 amino acids. The record is from RefSeq and is a predicted model, not a curated record. The transcript is spliced from 7 exons.